Phymastichus coffea is the source of this 2183-nucleotide messenger RNA. RefSeq names its product maternal embryonic leucine zipper kinase-like. The transcript has 2 exons. NCBI's taxonomy places the organism in Eukaryota, Metazoa, Arthropoda, Insecta, Hymenoptera, Eulophidae. Gene Ontology annotation, biological process: microtubule cytoskeleton organization; protein phosphorylation; intracellular signal transduction. The record is from RefSeq and is a predicted model, not a curated record. Gene Ontology annotation, molecular function: ATP binding; protein serine/threonine kinase activity; tau-protein kinase activity. The coding region runs from base 217 to 1980 and encodes 587 amino acids. Gene Ontology annotation, cellular component: cytoplasm.
UAUGAAUUCAACGUAUAAAAACAAAAAUAAAAGUAGCAUACGAAAUAGUCAAAUUUUGCGAAAAACUAGUCAAUGCAAGGUUAAUAAAUUAAUUUAAAUAUGGACAUUUGUUCAAUCUACAAAAGCCUCGAGAAAACAUAAGUUGUAGUAGUGAAUUUUAUGGUGACUCGAAGAGGUGUUUAAAUAAACAAAUGUUUAGGAUAAAAUAACUUAUAAAUGGCAAAAAUUUUAACUGACAAAGCUGUAUAUGAAAAAAGCAACAUGGUCCAAUACACAGUACUUAAAGACUAUUAUAACUUGGAAAAAACGAUUGGUUGUGGAGGUUUUGCUAAAGUAAAAUUGGCUACGCAUAUUGCAACAGGUGAAAAAGUGGCCAUUAAAAUAAUGGAGAAAGCUACUUUGGGACAAGAUUUACCAAGAGCAAAAUUAGAAAUCAAUGCAAUGAAACAUUUAUUACAUCAGAAUAUUUGUAAGCUUUAUCAAGUAAUGGAGACUGAAGAUUACUACUUCAUUGUUAUGGAAUAUUGUUCAGGGGGAGAAUUAUUUGAUCAUAUUGUUGAAAAAAGUAGGUUGACUGAAUCAGAAGCCAGAAAGUUUUUCAGACAAAUUAUUUCAGCUGUUGCCUAUUUACAUAGCUUAGGAUAUGCCCAUAGAGAUAUUAAACCAGAAAAUGUUUUACUAGAUGAAAACCAGAAUCUCAAAUUAAUAGAUUUUGGUUUGUGUGCAAAACCAAAUGGAGGAAUGCAAUCUCAUCUGUAUACUUCUUGUGGAUCUCCAACAUAUGCAGCACCAGAAUUAAUUAUGGGAGACAAAUAUUUAGGAUCUGAAAUUGAUAUUUGGAGUUUAGGAGUUUUACUAUAUGCUUUACUUUGUGGUUUUCUUCCUUUUGAUGAUAGUCGAAUUGAAUACUUGUACAAAAAGAUUCUUGAUGGUGAAUAUGAUGAACCAGAGUGGUUAUCGCGAAGUAGUAAGAGACUAAUACGAGCUAUGCUACAAACUGAUCCCAAGAAAAGAAUCAACAUAAAAGAUCUAUGUAGUCAUCCAUGGAUAACAGCAGGUUUCUUAAAUCCUGUAAGCAUUACAAAAUUAAGUGGUUUUGAAAAAGAUGAAGAUGUCUUAGAUACUUUGACAAACAUAUUUGGAGGAGAUUCUGACGAAUACUGGAACAAAAUAAAGGAAGACAAUAGAACAGAUUAUAAAACUGCUACAUAUUUGUUAUUGUUAGAUAAGAGAAAACAAAAUCCUGCAAUAUUAGCAAAGUUCCAAUCUGAUUAUUAUAAAAUGAAAAGAAUCGCUGAGAAUAAUGUGAAUAGAUCUGAUUCAGUACCUUGUGAAUCAUCAAUGAAAGGACGUAAGCGAAGAAGAAGUAAUGAUCAUAACGAAAUUACUCCUCCUGCUCCCACAAAAAGAUUUGCAAAUACUUGCAGAAGAUCCGUGACUCCCAUUCGAAAAUCAACAAAUUGUGGUUCUUCAACACCAUCUACACCAGGCAGCGCAAGAAAAUUAUUAACUAACUUGGAAAGAAAUUUCAACAAAGUCAAAUGUAUCUUAACACCAAAACGUUCAAGAAAUUUAGAAUGUGAGAAUGUGAACAAACCAAAUAUAUUUACAGGAAAAAAUUUGUGUAACUUAUCUUCCACAUCCAGUACUUCACCACAGGAUAUUUUAUUACAACUGCAGAAUGCUUUGCAAAAAAAAGGUAUUUUAUGUAAACAAAAAGGUUUUAUACUUUAUGGAGAAACAGAUACUUCCAAAAGAAGGUGCAAGUCUAAUGUUAUAAAUGGUUCAAAAUCAUUGCCAUCCAAAAGCUUCUGUUCUUUUGAGCUUGAAGUUUGCCUAAUAAAAAAUACUGCAGAGAAACCUAUAGUGGGAAUUCGGAGAAAAAGAUUACAAGGCGAUGCAUGGAUGUACAAACAAGUUUGUGAAGAAAUCCUUGCACUUGCUGCUAAACAAUUACCAGAUGAGAGAAUUAAUGUUUAGCAUUUACAUGAUAUGUCUACUGUAUACUUUUUUUUAUACGAAUGUACAAUACAACAUGCAUGCAUGUUUAUGUAUAGUAUAGGUAUAAGGUGUUGGCUUAUUAUUCUACAUGUAAUGAUAUAAUUGCGUUAUUUUAUAUUUUUUAUAAAUCCGGAGUUGUAAAAGGGGCUAAUAUUAUUAAGCCUGCCUAAUUUUCAAUAAAA